ACGGCCUUGGCGUCGUCAGCAUCGCCGUCGCACAUCGCAAAAGCGUUCUUGGCCGCGACCAUGGCUUCCAUGCAGACACCGACGAGACAGACCCCCGAGAACCUCGAAUCCGCCGGUUUGCUCAGUGGCACGACCGCUGCGACCAAGAAGCGGCGCAACCUCGUCUUUGGUGCGCUCGGUGGCGUCGCCCUCGUUGCGAUCGCCGUCACGGCGGCGUCGAUCAUUGUCAACGGCGAAAAUGCGACCGCAGGCGCCUCGGUCGCGUCGGGUGGCACUACCACGUCGACGUCGGCAAGUGGCAGUGCGACCACGGCGUCGGUGACGUCGACGAGCAACGGCAUCUCGAUGCCGGACCCUGAGACGCAGUCGCCGGCGGUGACGAUGCUGGCGAUUGGCGACUGGGGCAGCACGACGGGCAAGGCGAACGGCAACCCGGGCUCGUGCUGCGUCCUCUACAACGGCGCCGUCGACACGCGCAACCCGCGCUACAAGGUCGACUACUACGCGCAGCAGUACGUGGCGACGCUUCUCGCGCAGUCGGCGGCCGAGCUCAAGCCCGUGCGCAUCCUCGGGCAUGGCGACAACAUGUACUGGGACGGCGUCGGCACGAAAGAUGUCGGGUACCGCUUCCAGACGACGUUCGAAGACAAGUACAACCAGCCGUCGCUCGCCGGCAUCAAGUGGAUCAACGUUGUUGGCAACCACGACAUUGGCGGCUCGGGCUUCAUCUGCGGCGAAGAAGACAACCACUUCCGCGAGUGCGUCGACUCGGCGGACCUCGUCAAGAAUCUCAACGAGCGCUUUGACUUGCAAAAAGCCUAUGUGAGCCCGAAUGGCAACCGGUGGUCGCUCCAGGACCACUACUACGUCGAACGCGUCACCAAGAACGGCGUCUCGAUCGACAUCUUCAACUUGGAUACCAACUACGCCGACAGCCACGGCGCCAACGAGAUCUGCUGCCAGUGCUACGGGUACGCGGCCAAGCUCAAGCUCCCGGGCAAUGUGUGCGACAACGUCAACGUCGGUCAGCCGGCCUGUGCCGGUGGCAGUGCCGACAUGUACAAAGCGUGCAUGAAGGUGCUCAACGGGUGGUCCGAAGACUCGCUCACGCAGGCCAAGCGUGACAUUGCGGCGUCGACGGCGGACUUCAAGAUCAUCAACACGCACUACUCGCCGCAGUACCACAUGAACCCGAUGAAGAUGCAAGUGUGGUUCGACCUCUGCAAGUCCACGAACGUCCAAGCGUGGUUCAACGGCCACACGCACGGCUUCAACCACGAUAUCUCGACGUGGGGCACGCACUUUUUUGAAAACGGCGCCGGCGGUGGCAUCAUCUCGCAGUCGCCGUCCGCCAGCGUCGUCGCCAACGUCACCACGCAAUGGCUCGCGACGGGCACGCCGUACGGCUUUAUGGAGCUCAGCUUCACAAAGGAGUGGCUCAAGGUCCAGUUUGUCACCUUUGGGAAGGACUGGGUCUUUGGCGGCAUGGACCUCAGCAAGACGGUGCAGGGCGGGCUGCAGCGCGGUCACUGCUACUACGUGCCGAACGCCGCCGCCAUGGCCAGCGGCGUCCAAGGUAUCAAGUGCAAGUCGUCGGUCGAUGGCGGUGUCGGCGCGCCCUUGUAAGUGCGACGCGAAAGCAUCGUUUGCCUCAUUUUUGAAUCAACAAUCUUGUCUUGUGCGUCC
Molecule: messenger RNA, 1686 nt
Organism: Saprolegnia parasitica CBS 223.65
Lineage: Eukaryota; Oomycota; Saprolegniomycetes; Saprolegniales; Saprolegniaceae
Exons: 5
Coding region: 61-1626 (521 amino acids)
Molecular function (GO): acid phosphatase activity; ferric iron binding; ferrous iron binding
Source: RefSeq, a predicted model, not a curated record